Molecule: messenger RNA, 1786 nt
Organism: Seminavis robusta
Lineage: Eukaryota; Bacillariophyta; Bacillariophyceae; Naviculales; Naviculaceae
Source: the annotation of a GenBank genome assembly
GCAGCAGCCAGGGGCGGAAACGAAACUACUGCUUUCUCGCCUUACCGGUAGUCUAGCACACUCAUACAUCCUUCCGAGUCUCUCCGUGUCCAGCUCUAUCUCAGGCGGUCAGCGGCCACGCACAUGCAGCUCCUGUCAAAGUGGCCAUAUCAUUAUUAUUCUCUCCUUAUUACUCCUAUAGUUGAUUGUCCGGAGAGCUUGGUGUCAUAAUAAAGCCUCACCAUGGAUCAGCAACAACCCCACCACCAUCAGCAGCAACAGCAGCAGCAGCGACGAUUCCCCACCGCUCGUAGUGUCAGUCCGGAGCUACCCCAGGAAUCAAUUCAAUCAUUUAGUAGCAACUACACGCCUCGACCUCCUGCUACCAACUUUCGCUCCCAACGGAUAACAAGUCCAUUAUCCUCAGCCUCUUAUAUUAGCGGUGCCGCUCCUCCUCUGUUACUCCAACCUCCUACGGCCGCAACAGGCUUCUUCCCUUCUGGUACUACUACUACGACUACCAGCAUGGAUGUGGAGAUGGACCAAAAGCUACCCCCUUCUUCCGCCGCUGCACCAGCUGCCGAUCUUCCCCUGGCAACAGCGCAAAAGAAACAAGCCAUUGGUAGCAUCCCCAUGCUACCCAGCUUUCACAUUAAAGAACGCACUGCGAUUCAGAUUCCCGAGUCGACCCUCUCCUCCAGUCUCUUGUUGGACCGUAUUCUGGAAUACCUCCGACUCCACUCCAUUUCGUAUGAGUGCGAGCCCAACACGGGAUGUCUCGAAUGUCAGGCUUCCACGGAUGAUGUCGUGGGAUUUGGCAUUCAACUCUGGAGGGCACACGAAAACGGCCAGAAAGUCUUUUGGCUGGAAGCCUCACGACGAGACGGAUGUUCCAUUGCCAUGAAUGCCAUUCGACGCAGUUUAAUUCGUCAUGUCCGGGGGGAGCAGCAGCAAGAUAACAGCAUGAACCCAGCAGCACCAUCCGCUGCUUCGUUGUUGGGACGACGAUCCCACAAUGACUUGGUGGGUAGUGCGGCUUCGUCUCCCGUCAACAAUCCUGCCUGCCCAAUGAGUCGAAACAAGCGUCAACGAAGUCUCUCUCCUCAUCGAGCUCGAUUGAAUUGUCAAGAUGCGCUUUCCAUUAGUCUCCGUCUUUUGAACAGUACAUCGCCCGAUCAAAACGAGUUGGGUCUCCAGAGCUUGACCGUCAUUACUGAUCCUCGAUUGGUAGAUCCCACCGAUGCCGCAUUUGCCGCUCGCGUUGUUAUCCUCGGAGAAGGAACCAUGGGGGUCCCACUCCAGUUCUUCUUGACGCGGAUUCUACAGGCCGUUCACCCCAAAAAGGCCCAUCAGCAGUGGCCUGCCGCUGCCGCCAAGUUGUAUCAUUUGACCUUGCACGUGUUGGCGAAUGCCUUGCAAGUCUUGGAAGACAAUGACAACAAUCAUCCCAUCAAUUUGGCCUGCCCACUCUGGCAGGUCGUUAUGGAAUGUUUGCUCUUUAGCAUGGACCAUGCCGACAAGCAUCCUCAUGAAGCGACGCUCGCAGUCAAGUGCAUUCGCCAUUUGCUACCCGCCACCAAACGAGCCGUCGCCUUUGCGCAGCAUUCCCAGCAACUUAAUUUGAGUGCUAUGCAGGCAUCCAGUACACGAGCCUUGCAAUUUGGUAAAACGCAUCACAAGGCCUUGGAACAAGAGUCGCAACGCCUCUUGUUGAAGCUUUAAUAAUAGUAGUCUUGCUACCGCUGCUUUUAAGACUAAUUCAACUAACUAAGCAAUCGAAUUAAAACAAACGAAUCGAACGAAACUU